Messenger RNA from Oncorhynchus tshawytscha (Chinook salmon), 4732 nucleotides. RefSeq names its product E3 ubiquitin-protein ligase RNF165. Lineage: Eukaryota; Metazoa; Chordata; Actinopteri; Salmoniformes; Salmonidae. Gene Ontology annotation, molecular function: zinc ion binding; ubiquitin protein ligase activity. The record is from RefSeq and is a predicted model, not a curated record.
GGGUUAUGGCACAACCUAGUGGCUAUUUGUGGUACUUUACAUUUCCUAAAUGUUCCUUCAGAAAACACCGAGCCAUCGACGCUUUGUCACCGAAGCAGCUGCCUGCCAGCACAGUGCUUGCUAGAUCCGCUUGAAUGUAGAAAGAUUGAAACGGAUCAUCCGCAUGGGCUAUUUGUCUCUCCAAAAACCCAGCGGCAAGAAAAGGAUCCAAGGAUGGUUUUAGUGCAUGUCGGAUAUCUGGUUCUUCCUGUAUUUGGCUCAGUAAGAAAUAGAGGAUCCCUCUUUAACCGGCAGCAGCAUAGCCAUGCUACCUCUUGCCGGCACUUCCAGCUAGGCCCCCAUGCCCCGCUGCCCAUUGACUUCCCCAUGCCCCACCCAGGUCAGCCCCAGUCGGGCAUAAACCCCCACCUGGCUCCCUCUGGCCACCAGCUCCACUCGCCCCUCAACCCCUUACCCACACCCCAGUUCCAGGACCUUGGUCCCCCUUUCCUACCUCAGGCCUUACACCAGCAAUACCUCCUCCAACAGCAGAUCCUAGAAGCCCAGAACCGCCGCAUCAUGCCACCUUCAAGACGCACCCCAGAGAGAAUGCCCCACCAGUCCCACAGACUGCGGCUGGGGUACGAGUUUGUUCCUGCCCUCCAUGUCCCCCCACAGCCUGUUGGCCAGCAGCCUCGCUACCUGGCCGAAGGCACAGACUGGGACCUGAGUGUGGACGCGGGGCUGCCCCCCCACCAGUACCACAUCCGCCCACUGCCCCAGCACUUUCAACACUACCUGACCUCUCCCCGGAUGCAUCACUUCCCCAGGAACAGCACCUCCACCCAAGUGGUUGUCCAUGAGAUCAGAAACUACCCAUAUCCUCAGUUACACCUGCUGGCCCUGCAGGGCCUCAACCCCUCCCGCCAUGCAUCCGCUGUGAGAGAGAGCUACGAGGAGCUACUGCAGCUGGAGGACAGGUUGGGCAGUGUGAACCGAGGGGCCAUCCAGACCACUAUUGAAAGGUUCACCUUCCCUCACAAAUACAAGAAGAGAAUACCCCAGGACCUGAAGCUAGGGCUGGAGGACGACGAACUGGAUACAGAUGAGAAGUGUACUAUCUGUCUAUCAAUGCUGGAGGAUGGAGAGGAUGUCAGGAGAUUACCCUGCAUGCACCUCUUCCACCAGGCGUGUGUUGACCAAUGGCUGGCCACCAGUAGGAAAUGCCCCAUAUGCCGGGUGGACAUUGAGACCCAGUUGACACCAGACAGCUGAUACCUCUUCUCCCUGCCCCUUCCUGUAAUACCCCAUAGCAUCCCUAGGAGGAGCGCUGCCAAACGUCCCCCUUCCCACCCGCAUCACUUAUGAGCCUGCCUUCUGAGCCAGUCGAAGAAGACAAUGAAGGGGACGAGGGAGCGGGGGAGGGAGGGAUUAAGAAACCACACUGAUCAUACAAUAGAGAAACAAAACAGGCUGAUGGAUGGAGAGAGGCAGAAGGGUGGCAGAAUAUAUAGACAGGUGCUGGGGCUUGAUGAGUCUCCAUCGGGUUGUGCACAGUAGCAUUCGCUUCUCCAUAAACCUACUCAAAGAUGAUUCUCUAUCAAACCCCCUAGCAUGUGUGUGUAUUGUGUUGCUGAGGGUUUAUAUAUAUAGGUCUAUGUUCGACCGCUGAUGUGUGUUGGUCUUCCUCCGUGUGAUGAAACCCAAACGCUGAGCUUUAACUACAGCACAUCUGUGCAAAAUAUGAAGAGAUAUGAAAUCAGUAAGGGAAUGUUUCUUGAAAUGAGCUUCUAUGGCCUAAUGCUUAUGGUGUAAUGGAGUGUAGUAGUCUUGUAAUUGAUCGCCAGUAUUUACAACAGAGUGACCGUGUUGUGUAGCAAGCAAAAAUCCCACUUUGAGAAAUAAGAUGGGGUGGGGGUAGAGGGAAAAUACUCCUAUUUAACAAAGGGGAAUAGGCUUACAGGCAAUGAGGAAGUGCUAGCUAUGUACAAAGGCCAAACAUUCUGUGGGUUUCCAGUACAGUAGAUCUCUGCCAUCACAGUGGAUGCUAGAGAUGCUAUCCAGGCAUGGCUUCAGUGGUCUGUAUUGUGCUGUAGUGGGGUCUCUAUAGUCUAGAACAGAGGCCCCAGAUAUGCAUGCUCUAUGGCAGGCUUGGGCUGUCUUGUGAUUGUGGAGCAGUAGAAAGUCUGCAGUCUCUCUGCAUGUGAACCAUAAACAGUAUGACUCUCUUACUCAUCCAUGGAGCAGGAUGAAGUUUCCCCUAGACGCUGAUAUUUGGUCACUGCUGCGUCUCCCUUCCUAAUGAUUAAGAUUAGGAUUGGGGGAGGGGUAAACUGAUUUCAAGAACUGCUCUUAUGGGCAAUUUCUACUCACAGCCUCAUCCAUAGCACGAUCUUAAAGGCUGGGGAUGCAGUGUCUGUGUCUUGUCUUUAGAGUGAAUACAAUGUAAUCCUUUUCUAACAUAUACCAGUACCUUAUUGCCUACAGAACAAGCACAUGUGAGUUAUACAGUGCAUAGCAAACAACCUCUGUUUCGGUUCCCUUAAUUUCAAUCUCAGUUGCUCCCGUUGUUCAAUACAGGAAUACAGCUGGUGUUCCUGGGAUAUAUCCAACUAGUAGGCCUUUGUUCUGUGUCCUAGAAUGUGUAAGAUGGUCCCCCAUGAUGGUAGUUGUGUAUGGUAUUGCUAGAACCACUGUAAACUGUUCAGUGAUGGAAGCUGUUUUCUCUAUAUCGUGCAUGAAUCAUGUUGGUGUAGUUCACUUGAACGAGGGUUAAAGGGAGAAAAAGCCAUUCGUUUGAAAAUACCAAACAAUUAUUCUUACUAUUUACAUUUCUUUGAUUUGUUUUAAUUUUUUUUCUUCAUUUUGGUUUUCUUACUAUCAAUUUGUUUUGAGCGCUCAUGCCAAUUUGGACAUUGGACCAAGUAAAGCCAAGUCCUUGUCCAUUUUUUUUAAACAAUUUUGAAGACAUGGCUCCAAUGCUGCAAAAAAAAAAACAUAUUUAUUAAUGUAGCUUGUGUUUUGUAAAUGCACUAAAAUAUGGGGUUGCCUGAAGUAGAUUUGGUGGUGUGGGGUCUCCUUGUUCUAGCUUAUGCGUCUGUGUUCGUUACACAUGUCUUCAUGCUUCCUUGUGUACUUUUGGAGGUUGACUUGACUGUGUUGCGUUUUUUAUUUUCCUUUGUCCAAACCCUCCAUCCAAAAAUACUAGACAGACAAACAAGGAGGGUUGCUACUUCACAUAGGAUGCUGUGAGUUGAAAUGCCUUAAGUAUUUAACAAUCAUAAUUUAUUACUAACCGUAGCUAUUGUGGUGGCAUAUUUCAUGUAUUUUCUCUCUUGAUUUUGCAAUUGAAUCAAUCUAUUUAUUUAGAAAUAACACAAUGUAAAAAAAAUAAUAAUAAUAAUACCUCAUUAUGCAUUGGUUGGUGGGGAUGCUUUGCAUGCAAGUUGCGUUUUUCAUAAGGAGAACAUGUAAUUUGGAAGGGUGUAAUGUGAGCUGUCUCUAGCCAACGUGGUGCUGUUGAUCUUGAUUUACAUUCCAUUCAAUGUCAUAUCGAAGAUCCCCCCCCCUCCCCUGCUUUGAUCGAGUGGACAGACUGUGACUAGCUGCAAAUGUUUUAGCAUGUAAACCUCCUAGCAUGGCUAUACCCCUUGCUGGCAUAGAGGAAAUAUGAUACUCUUUUAUUUUUCAUAUUUAUCCCUGAUCAUUACCAGUUUCUCAGUUUGUUUUCAUUUGUUUCGAUUUACCUCGAUUGUAUAUUUCACCAUAUGUGAAUGUUGGGUGUCUCCAUUCAGACCAUACCUUUCUCUGGCCCAGCUAUAUUAACUCCUCCCAUAUGAAUGAAUAACUCCAUUAUUAGGUACUUUGUAUUGCUGGCAAAUGCUGUGUUUGUGUAGUUAGGUGCGAGAGGUGGCUAACAUGAUAAACUUGAGCUAUUGGGUCUUAUUUUUUUCUGGUUUGAUACUCUAGUGUGGUUUUACACCUGGGUAUAAUAAGCUAACCACCCGUUUUCUGUGUGCAUUUUCUUAAUAAUAACAAUUUAUUAAUCCGACAUAUAUCCGAUUGGAAUGAAGCUGACUGGUCUUAUUUUUUAUUUUUCCUGCUGUCACUGGCCUUACCCCAUAUCUAGGGCCACGAGUUUUUCCUGGUCAGGAAAAACUCCUGACUUGCCCUCUGUCCUCUACAGACGGUAUACUGCGUUAGCGGACAGUAGCCAUAGUAUUUUAACUCGAGCUGGUGAAGGGGAAUGAACAGUAGAAUCCUAAAGCACAAGCUUUCUAAUGCAUGUCCUCCUCAGGUUUUCAUAUGUGUACAUGGGCGUAGCUGUAGACGUGUUUAAUAUAAGGCUGUACCUUCUUGAAUAUUACAGAUGUUUUCUUUGCUGCUGACAAACUGUUGAUGAAACUAACCUGCCAGUGAUUUAAAGGGAAGUGGCCAUCUUUGUACAACACACUGCUGUUUUGCUGUAACUGCGCAAUGUGUUAUGAGCUGGGGUAUUUUAUAGACGAAGUAUGUAUCAAUAAUAUGAAAAGCAAUAGCUAAAUGAUAAUGAAGAAUAACAUGGAUCAGUGAAUAUUGUGGAAAAUCUUUAGAUUUACUUUUGGUGGAUUUUGUACUGUAUUUAUUACUAAUGAUGAUGCAAAAAGUUGCAUAGCUUAACCCAAACUGUUCUGUCUCCUUUUUUUAUUUAUUGUCUUGUAUAUGAUCUUUUUGUAUGUGUUUUUCAAAUAAACUGCCCAAAAUGCUGAAAGUA